AUGGAGAAGACAGGGGAAGAUAAAUCUGCCAGCACCAUUGCAAUUGUUGGCAUUCUCUUAGCUCUUAACGUGAUUAACAUACUCCACAUGUUCAUAUGCCUUCUUCACCAUGCAAGGAAGAUUUGGAUUGAAAGCAAAGAGGCUCGAUUCCAGAGACUUUGUAAUUGUGCAGAUGAAAACAUGGAUGAUAAGAAGAGAGAAUCCCAGAAGCAGAAGCUUCAAGUUUGUGAAAGUUAUCUAGAUGAUAACAAGCUUUCUAUGGGAGAAGUGAAGAUGGUGAUGGAGAAACUGGGAAAUGAAAACUAUGAAGAGAGGCUGGAUUCACAUGAGAUUGCAAGGCUGUUCGAGGAGGAUCAGCCAAGCCCAGAAGAACUGAAAGAAGCUUUUGAUAUGUUUGAUGAGAACAGUGAUGGGUUCAUCGAUGCAGGGGAGUUGGGAAAAGUCCUAUGCACAUUGGGCCUCAUGGAACCUUUGGAAGUGGAAUGCCAAAGGAUGAUCAGAGUCUUUGAUGACAAUGGAGAUGGACGGAUAGACUUCAAAGAAUUUGUCAAACUUGUGGAGCACAGCUUCUGCUGA
Molecule: messenger RNA, 576 nt
Organism: Corylus avellana
Lineage: Eukaryota; Viridiplantae; Streptophyta; Magnoliopsida; Fagales; Betulaceae
Product: Calcium-binding EF-hand family protein
Molecular function (GO): calcium ion binding
Source: RefSeq, a predicted model, not a curated record